Molecule: messenger RNA, 2480 nt
Organism: Bombus impatiens (common eastern bumble bee)
Lineage: Eukaryota; Metazoa; Arthropoda; Insecta; Hymenoptera; Apidae
Gene: prom
Product: prominin-1-A
Exons: 15
Coding region: 16-2343 (775 amino acids)
Cellular component (GO): membrane
Source: RefSeq, a predicted model, not a curated record
AAUGUUUUAUGUUCAAUGCUCCAUUGUAGAAACGAUAUUAAACAAUCAUUAUUCAAUAAUUCUAAAUGGCAGAAGCAUUUUCUAAAACAAUAUUUUAUAUUACCUAUAGAUUUAUUGACAGAUGCGAUAGAAAACCGGUUAAGUACGUCAAGAUUGAUUUCAGAGUCAAUACGCCUGGAAACAGCAUUGCUGGCAGUGCUUGGUAUGUGCUGCAUUUUGUGCUGUGUAAUACCUGGAAUUGAGCUUUGGCUUGCAUGUCGUCCAAUAAGAGAAGAUUACAAACCGAGUCAACAUCCUAGCGCGCUUACAUUUUUCCUGGCAUUUUUUGUUUGUGUACUCGGAUUGGGCAUGAUUACAAUGAUCGUAUGUAAUGAGACAGUAUCUGCAAGCGUGGAACAAUUUCCAAUUGUAGUUGAAACUGCCUUACAAGACUUAAACGAUUAUCAUAGUAGCACAACGAUUCAACUACGCAAAUGCCUUUCAAGAAGUCUAGAUGUGGCUAGCGAAGCAAUUCUUGCAGAUCUAGACAAUAUAGAAGAAUUAUUGGGAAAGCCAGUGCAGAAUGAAUUAUCCACUGAAACAGGACUAGAUAACGCCUUAAAUAUGCUUGUAGAUCUCGCAAAUGCCAGCUAUAAAAUUUCAAGUAAUGUUGAAUCUUUAUUAAGCGAUGGUGAAAAUAUUCGUAGUCUUGGGAAGCAAUUAAGUCGUGAAAUUGAUGAUUUACGUCGAAAUUUGGAAAGCAUAUUGAGAGCUUGUACCGGACGCGAUCGUCCCCUUUGUACCAUUAUUGAUUCUUUUGGAUUACGAUUAGCUUUACGGAUAGAUCAGUUUCUGAGAGAUGAUCAUUUGCUGCGUUUACGUGAUUUGAAACGAGAAAAUUUUACAGAAACUAUUCGUCAAGCUCGAGGAGAGUAUAUGUACAUUCCACAACAUAUUGCGAGGAAUAGUUUAGAAGUUCGGAAUCAAAUUCGACGUGAAGUGAAUAAAAUGCGUGCAAGAAUCUUUGAUGAAGCACGAAAUAUGGAAGCAAGCAAUUCCGAGCUCGUUAAACAAUUAGAAUUUGCAAGGCAUCUAGUGGAUUAUACGACACCAUAUAUAAUAGUCUUCGAACAUGUCAGAUGGCUUAUAGGUAUUGGUGCCGUACUAUGUAUCUUAAUUGUCUGGUUAUUAUUGUUAGGAGCUCUUUCUUGUCGUUGUGGUUCUUCUGAAGAUAAAGUACGACUUACACUUUUAUGUGGUGUAUUUAUGGCUUGUUUCAUCUCAAUUAUAUUAUGGGCAGUUUUUCUAAUGACUUUGAUAUUAUCGAGUCAUACAGAAAUGUUAAUCUGCCGUCCACUUCAUGAUCCGAAUUAUAGUACAAUGCAAGCUAUCUUGGAAACUCGAAUAUUCUUAGGAAAAAGAUUAAGCGUAUCUUUGAAAGAUCUAUUCGAAAAAUGUCGAGAAAACGAGCCCGCAUAUCCAGCUUUUGGAUUAGGCAGUACAAUGAAGUUAGAACAACUUACUGCAUAUUGGACUUGGUCAAGCUUUACCAGAAUUAUACUAAAAAUUAAGGUUGAAUUGAAAACUUUAAAAAUAUUUACGCCGUAUUUGCGACAGCAACUACAUAAUUUAUUAUAUGCUUGUGGCUUGAAUUUAACAGAACAUAGGAUUAUGAUCCAAGGAAGAAUAUUAAAUAAAGAUUUGGAAGCAAUGUCAGAUCAACUGGACAAAGUUACCGAACAAAUGAGCGACAGAUUAACAGCCAGAAGCUUGGAAACUAUUGUAAUAAAUAUGCAAGAUUUGACUCUAAGGCGAGUGAAACCUUUAAUGAAAUUACAGAACGCAUUGUUAUAUAAACUCGCUGCAUUAGAAUUGCAAGUGCAACCAUUACGACAACAGGUUAAUCAAUCGCUUACUAAUUUGAAGACUAUUCAAUAUUAUAUUGAUAAUCAAGGAGAUAAGAUUGCUCAAUUGAAAACAAAGCUUUACACAGAUCGACUAGCUAAUUAUUUGGAUCAAUGGAGAUUCCACGUAUUGUCCGAAAUGGGCAAUGGAGUAGCAAAAUGCCGACCGCUUUGGGACGUCGUAGAAGGAAUUAAACUUUUACUAUGUAGUCAUUUUUUAGGUAAUUUGAGUGGAUACUGGUUUGCUACGUUUUUAUGCAUAGUUAUUAUGAUAGCAAGCACACCAACUGCUCAUAUUUUGUCUUUGAUAUAUAAAAAAUUUCCAUCUGUUACAAAGGACGCUACUCUUAUAUCCACAAGAUCAGCAGAUCCUCCGACCGAAACCAACGAACAAGAAAAUUGGAAUACACCCGAACCACCACCACCACCACCACCCGAACCCGAAGAAGGAUGGCAAUAAAAAUUAGAAAUAUUUCACCGGAUAAUUCAUCCAUAUUCCUGUAUUUCUGCAUAAUAUAUUUUCACUUUUUGCAAUCAGUACUUAAUGCUUAUGAAAGUUCUAAUUGAUUAAACGAUAUAAAUAUUUGAAAAAUUAAA